This is a messenger RNA of Oreochromis aureus, 2230 nucleotides long. RefSeq lists its product as uncharacterized. The record is from RefSeq and is a predicted model, not a curated record. The coding region runs from base 2 to 679 and encodes 225 amino acids. Lineage: Eukaryota; Metazoa; Chordata; Actinopteri; Cichliformes; Cichlidae. The transcript is spliced from 4 exons.
CAUGUCUGAAGAGAAAAACCCAACUUUAACCAUCAAUGAUCUAAGAGAGAGUGAUGCAAACACUUACUGCUGUAUGAAGACUACAGACAGUCCAGGACACUGCUGGCUCAACAGAAUUAGUCUUCAAGUUGUUGCAGAGCUGCAGGUAAAGGUGAUUCCUGCCACAGAGGGACAGACAGUAACACUGAUGUGCAGCAGCAGCUGUCCUCUGACUGAAAAGCCUGCAGCCUACAUCUGGUACAAGAACAGAGAGUUUCUCUAUGAGGACUGGUCUCCCUGGUACCAAGAGCUGCUCAGCAGUGAGGAAGCAGUCACAUACUCCUGUGCUGUCAAAGGCUACGAGGAUCUCAGAGCCCCUGAAGUCUCUGUGGCUAGCUCUGUGCCAAUUUUUGUUUCUUGGAGGCCCUUAAAUGUUGGGAGUAAAAAAUGGAGAAAAGAUAAAGUGGAAGUUGAUGAGCUGAUUGAGGCUGCAGGUCGUGUGGAGUAUCAGGACAACAUGAAGAAGAAUGACUCAGGAGGAUACACAUUCAGAUUCAACAAAGAUCAUGAAGGAUGGACACGGUCUGAUCUGCCUGGAGUCUUUUUGAUUGUUACAGUGAUGAUCUUUUGUUUCUCCAUCAGAAUAAAGGUGGAUGUUUGGCCUUCAGCCUUUUCUGUCUCACAUCAUAACUUCCUGUAACCUCCUCGUCAGCGUCACUCACCACCGACACCUGAUCAUGUCUGAACUUUUGCAUGUUUUUAUUUGCCUCACACAGUUAUUCUAUAAAUUGCAGUGUGAAGCCACGUUAUGACUCACUGUGAGUCGCAUGUUAUUUUUUAUCUUAAGAAAUUUCUUUUAUCAUAUUGUAAUUUUAUUUUAUUGCCCUAUAUACCAUUUUACAUAUUUAAGUUAUUUUGUAUUUAAAUGUAAUUAAUUAUUUAUUUAUUUUAAUUUUAACUGCUAUUAGAAAUGUCUUGUCUUCAUAUCUAUUCAUGGCAUACGAUUUGAUAGGCGCUGUACAUUUUGAAUUUUUACAAAACCUGCAACACUUUCAAAUUACCAGCAUUUUCUUUAAUUGAAUGAGAUGAAAAUAAAUCUUGAGUGUUAAAUAAUUCUGUGCUUUUAUUGUUUGUCUAUUUGUCUCAUAUAUGGAAAGUUUUUAGCUCAUGCGGCAGAGCAGGAUGAUCAUCACUAUAGCAUCUAUCUUCAGUGAGAACAACACAGCUGGUCUCUGCUCCACCAUCGAGCCACUGCCCCAUCACUAAAGAAUAGUUUGUUACCAUAGUGGUUAAAAGGGACCUUUUUCUGAUCGGUUUCGUGGCUGGAAAAUCUUCAUUUUUAUAGCAGAAACACCUCAGCUGGAGUGUUUGUCAGUGGUUUUCACACUUUGUUGUAACUGCGUGUGGUUUUCACACUCUUUACUGGAACAUACACAGAAGAAAUAAAAAAAACAUAAAUGCUUUCUAGUUUGUAUGCAUGUGUAGCUCUUUGGAAAUUUGUGUGUACAGUAGGUUCAUUUUUGAAAGAACUUUCUGUUUAAUGGCUACAUUUCCAAGACAGGUUUAUUGCAGCACUUUGUGACCUUUCUGUUACUUUCCAGAUGAUUUGCAGCCUUGACUAUUAAAAGAAACUGUGCAUUAAAACCUCAAACAGUUUCUCAGCUGGUUUGUUUUCUUCGUGUUCCAUGAAAUACCCAUAAACCACCUCACGUCUCUGCUCUCACUCUUUAAACUCUUUUACCUUUCAAAUGAAAAUGGAACGACAGCCCUGUGCUUUUAUUUGUAUUCUCUUUAAGAUACAAAAAUUGAUAAUAAACCUUUAGUGUUGUGAAAUAUGGGUUUGAGAAAUUAACAAAUAACUGCAUUUGUUUUAAAUUACAUUUCAAACAAAGUUCAGGAAUUGUUUAAUUUUGAAGCUUACAUGUUAUAUUCUGACUCUUUUAGAGUUUCUAAUCAUAUAAUAGAUCUUCAGAUGAUUUGUUGCUGAGGUUAACUGGAUGUUUCAUGCUGGGAAAAGUUUUUGACACUUAAUUGAAUAACAAUGAUUAAAUGAUAAUUUUAUGUUGUUCAAAGCUAAUUUUGGACAGUAAGUCCAGGCUAAACUGUAGUUCACAGUGUUCCAGUAAAACUGAGUCUUCACAUUUUGAAUCCUGGAAGCAGUGAUUAUUGACAUGAUUUACAUUAUUGAGUUCAAUUCAAUUCAAUUCAAUUCAAUUUUAUUUAUAUAGCGCCAAAUCACAACAAAAGUCGC